This is a messenger RNA of Melospiza georgiana, 1569 nucleotides long. RefSeq names its product dopachrome tautomerase (gene DCT). Gene Ontology annotation, biological process: positive regulation of neuroblast proliferation; ventricular zone neuroblast division; melanin biosynthetic process from tyrosine. The transcript is spliced from 8 exons. Gene Ontology annotation, cellular component: melanosome. The record is from RefSeq and is a predicted model, not a curated record. Gene Ontology annotation, molecular function: oxidoreductase activity; dopachrome isomerase activity. The coding region runs from base 1 to 1569 and encodes 522 amino acids. Lineage: Eukaryota; Metazoa; Chordata; Aves; Passeriformes; Passerellidae.
AUGGGAGCCCUGAGGUUGCUUUUCUGGGCUGGGCUGGGCUACCUGAGCUGCUGCUGUCCCCCACAGGCACAGGCACAGUUUCCCCGUGCCUGCAUGACGGUGGAAGCCCUUCGCCUGAAACGCUGCUGCCCGCCCCUGGGGACAGAGCCAGGCAAUAUCUGCGGGUCCCUGCAGGGCAGGGGACAGUGUGAGGGGGUGCAGGCAGACACUCAGCCCUGGAGUGGCCCCUACACUCUCCAAAAUGUGGAUGACCGUGAACGGUGGCCCCUCAAGUUCUUCAACCGCAGCUGUCACUGCACAGGAAACUUUGGUGGGUACAACUGUGGUGAAUGCAAGUUUGGCUGGACCGGCCCCGAAUGCAACAGGAGGAAGCCAGCAGUUGUCAGGAAGGACAUCCACUCCCUGACAGCAGAGGAGAGAGAGCAGUUCUUUGAUGCUCUAGACCGUGCCAAGACAACCAUUCACCCGGACUAUGUCAUUGCGACUCAGCACUGGAGAAGUCUGCUUGGUCCAAGUGGAGAUGAACCACAGAUUGCCAACUGCAGUAUCUAUAACUACUUUGUCUGGCUUCAUUACUACUCAGUCAGAGACACGCUCUUGGGUCCUGGCCGCCCCUUCAAAGGUAUUGAUUUCUCCCACCAAGGACCUGCCUUUGUUACUUGGCAUAGGUACCACUUGCUGUGGCUGGAGAGGGAACUGCAGCGCCUGAUGGGCAACGAGUCCUUUGCGCUGCCCUACUGGAAUUUCGCCACCGGCAGGAAUGAGUGUGACAUCUGCACGGACCAGCUCUUCGGGGCACCGCGGCCCGACGACCCGGGCUUGAUCAACCUGAGCUCCAGGUUCUCCCGGUGGCAAGUAGUUUGUAACAGUUUGGACGACUACAACCGCCUGGUCACGCUGUGCAAUGGCACUGAUGAGGGGCCCCUGCGGCGGAGGCCGCCCCGCGGCUCCAGCGAGCAGCUGCCCACCGCGGAAGAUGUCAGGAGGUGCCUUUCCCUGCAGGAGUUCGACAGACCCCCCUUUUUCCGCAAUUCCAGUUUCAGUUUCAGGAAUGCGCUGGAGGGCUUUGAUAAACCAGAUGGAGCCCUCGACUCGCCGAUGCUGAGCCUUCAUAACUUGGUUCACUCUUUCCUGAAUGGGACCAGUGCUCUCCCUCACGCAGCUGCCAAUGAUCCCAUCUUUGUGGUUCUGCACUCCUUUACUGAUGCCAUCUUUGAUGAGUGGAUGAAGCGUUUCAAGCCCCCUGACAACGCUUGGCCCGAGGAGCUGGCCCCCAUCGGGCACAACCGGCUGUAUAACAUGGUCCCGUUUUUCCCUCCGGUGACCAACGACGAGCUCUUCCAAACUGCGGAGCAGCUUGGCUACACCUACGCUAUCGACCUGCCAGGUUCCCUUGACGAAACCCAAGCAUGGGCUGUCAUGGUUGGAUCCACAAUUGGAGGAGCACUUGUAGCUCUGGCUGUGCUUGUUUUGCUGCUUGUGCUUUUCCAGCACCGAAGGCACAGAAGAGGUUUUGAACCCCUGAUGAAUGUGAGCUUCAGCCCCAAGAAGUACAUGGGAGAAGCCUAG